Messenger RNA from Loa loa (African eye worm), 393 nucleotides. RefSeq lists its product as hypothetical. The record is from RefSeq and is a predicted model, not a curated record. Lineage: Eukaryota; Metazoa; Nematoda; Chromadorea; Rhabditida; Onchocercidae. The annotation marks the transcript as partial. The transcript has a single exon.
AUGCUUGAAGUAGUUACGGUUGUUGUAGAUUUUGAUGAUGUGGAAGACAUGCUUGAAGUAGUUACAGUUGUUGUAGAUUUUGACGAUGUGGAAGAUUUUGUUGAAGUAGUUACGGUCGUUGUAGACAUUGAAGACGUGGAAGAUUUUGUUGACGUAGUUACGGUUGUUGUAGAUUUUGAUGAUGUGGAAGACAUGCUUGAAGUAGUUACGGUUGUUGUAGAUUUUGAUGAUGUGGAGGAUUUUGUUGAAGUAGUUACAGUUGUUGUAGACUUUGAUGAUGUGGAGGAUUUUGUUGAAGUAGUUACGGUUGUUGUGGACCUCGACGAUGUGGAGGAUUUCGUUGACGUAGUAACGGUUGUUGUAGACAUUGAAGAUGUGGAAGACAUGGUUGAA